AUGAAGCGCGGUCGUCAUCCUCAGCGCCUAGAAGGCACCCACCGUUGCGUAGAAUUUGAGGACGACUGUGACAGAGUACACUCUCGAACGUCUGGCAUCGAUCGACGUGGACAUACGUCCUCAUCUGAGUCCAAACCCUUACACGGCAAAGCAGGUUGGACCCUCGGAAGUAUGUGGAACCCUCCAGACGAUUCCGAGCUUUCACUCGACGUAGAUGGGAGCAGUUACGAGGACCAGAUGAAUGCAGAAGUGUUUGAAAGUACCAUCUUCCACGACACAAUGGAACCUCAAAAGGCAAUGAGGUCAAAAGUUUCGGUUACUCGCCACGACGGACGAGGAGACGCUCACCAGAGUCUGAAAUGUCCCAACUGUAUCGCUCGGAAUGUUGAGGAAGAGGUGCAGGGAGAGCCGGAGGUUUGGUGUAAGGAUUGUUUUCUCAGUGAUUUGGUCUGCACAUCCUGUUGCGUCCGUCGGCAUAGGCAGAAUCCAUUCCACCGCAUCGAGAAGGUGGUGAAGACUUGUGCAACGUUCUGGCUGUUGGAGUUGCUCCACCUCUUUUCCCUUGUCUCCAAAACAUCCACAUAUCAUUUUUAUUGCACGUUAGAGAGAAUGACGGAUAAUACGGGGCUGAAUACACCGCCCUCUCGUAAAGCAGCCCUGAUGCGUAUGCUUAUUCAAUGGUGUCACUUGAAGCUGUUAAAGAGAGGUGGGCGAGUGCACGACAUCACUGGACCUGAGGGUACAAAGCCAGGCGAGCUUGCCGUCCUCUGCCCAUCUUGUCCUCGGCCAGGAAUAAACCUACCUCCAGACUGGGAUCAAGCACCUCCCCACUUAAAAUUUUUGUAUAUUUUGCUUAUAUGCAUCGACGCGAACUUCUGGCUUAAGAACCAGAUUGUGUCAUCGUAUUUGAGAGACCCAGGUCUCGGUAUCGGUUGGGCGUACUUCACUGCCCGCGAGCCUUAUGAGGAAUACAUUCAAAGUCGAGCUACAGAUGCAGACAUUGGGCUCUGUUACACAGUGACCCCACUGGUGCCAAAGUUCCAUGAGCCAGGUCAUAAAGCAGAGGACCACGAACAAUUCUCUUUCAACCUUGCUGAAGGCGCCGCUUUAUCGGAUGGAGAAUGUCCUGAAAGGAUAUGGGCACCCCACAACAUUCUAGGAAACUCAACCAAGACUGCGGGGCCAGGUACGAGGCAGGAUCUGAUUGACGACCAUUUCGGAUUUUGGAACUGGCUCAAAUAUUGCUGCAUGGAUUUGACUGAGGAUGAGGUUCAUAAAGAGUUGGCCGAGGAAGAGGAGGCUCACAGGCACAAUGGGGGACAGGUGGUUCAUGACAUGAGUCCUUCAGCUUUUAUGGUUUUUGGUUUGGCCCUUGAGGAGUCGCAGAAACUGAAAGCCAAUCUGACUGCUCACCAAGACGCUCACAUUGCAGAGCAGCAAAGUCUUCUCCGGUCCAAGAUCAAAAAAUUCGAAGAGUUGCGUGCCACAUACAUGCCUGGGCUCCUGCAGUUUAUUACCGAGACUCAGGAGGUGGAUUAUUCAUCAACCGGGGCAUUAGCGGAGGAGGUGAGACUAUGGCUACCCUCCUGCAUACCGGUGGAUCGCAGGAGCCAGGUAUGCGAGGCCUCUUUAUCAAAAAUGGAGGAGCGUCUACGCACAGCGCAAUGCCAUGACUCAUUAGGUUCGAUUCGCCACAUCUUGUGCUUGAAAAUGUGGAUGGUUGAGUACAAGAACAAGAAUGUACGAGGUCAGCAGGACAGAACACGUUUGCGGAUGGGCAUUGAUGCCAUUCAUGAACGGGCACUAGCAGCAGCAAUCAAGUACCGUAUGGCAAGGGAGGCAAAAAUGAAGCUGAGUGGCCCGGGGGAUUGGGAGGAGGGGCUUCAUAAGCUCGAAGAUGGCGAUAUCCAUUCCUAUCAAGAUCCAGAUCAUCUCCGUAAAGGAACAGGUCACCGAGGAACGAAUGAAGAUAGCUGGGAGCCAGGAUUGGUUCCCGAACUUCCUGAACCCGGCAUCGAUCUGUAUCAAGAUAGUCGAGAAAAACAUGAUGGGACUGGCCAAACCUGGCGUACUCUUUCUUGGAUUUGGACAACGAUGAAGAUCAACCUAGCGGAUGGGGCUGAUGAAAACGACGAUGAAGUGCUAUGUUCGGAAUGGUGUCACAGUCGUGCAAGAGCACAUCGGGCACGUGAGGAAGUUUUGCUCCUCCGGGAGGAAAUGCGCAGAACCUUGAGAUUCUUGGAAUGGCGAGGGGAGUGGUGGAUGCAACGGCGGGAUGCAUGUGAGUUAGGCGGUGCACUGCGUGAAGCGGUGGAUGCCUAUGCUCUCAAACAAAGUGAUAUACAGCAUCAGCUGGCAGUCAAGUUUCGGGAUCUCUGGUUGACAGCUCUAGACGAUGGACGAAUGGAGAAUGCGCCACGUUCCGAACUGCAUCCCAGCGAUGAUGAUGAUGCCAGCAGCGAUGGUGAUAGGGAUGAACUAAACAUCAGGAUUUGGAGUGACGAGGAGGAGGUGGAGCUGGAUGAGGAGGAUUAUGCGGAUCUCUGA
Messenger RNA from Desarmillaria tabescens, 2547 nucleotides. RefSeq lists its product as uncharacterized. The transcript has 8 exons. Bases 1 to 2547 code for a protein of 848 amino acids. The record is from RefSeq and is a predicted model, not a curated record. Lineage: Eukaryota; Fungi; Basidiomycota; Agaricomycetes; Agaricales; Physalacriaceae.